AUGAAAACCGUAAACUCUUCAAAAUCUCAACGAGUCCUUGAGUUUGUUCCGUCAAUUAGACCAUCGUUCCUUUCGGUGGUAUUAGUUUUAGUUUGCGGAUGUCUCUGGGUGAAAAAUGAAGCAACAAACGAACGACUGAUUUCACUGGAAUCUCGUAUUUACAGCUGCGUUCCUUUCACUAAGCGUGGCACGAUUGAUAAUCUUGACAGGACGACUUUCUCACCGACAAAAGAUAUCGCAAUAGACCUUUCCAAGAGGAUGCAGACACAAGUUUCAGAUGAUGGGAACGGCUAUACCUCAGGUAAAAUUUAUUCUUACUCUUCUUAUGCGGAUGGCCUUAUGUACAUUGAGGAUGUUUAGACCUGCUUUUAUCUUCCCUCGGUUAAGAGAUAAUCUUUCAUGACGUGAGUUCCCGUUAACAACACGGGAUCUUUGCAAUUCCAAAAUAGUAUCAGAUUUUAACUUAGUCUGACUUGGACUGUAUGAAACUGUUUUGUAAUGCUCCCUAGAUGUCAGUAAUUAUGCCACUGCCACUGAUAAAAAGCCGAAGAGAUCUACAAUGUAAAUAAAGUUGAAUUUAUAAAUAAUGUGUUUAACAAGGGCAGAGCAAGACUCCUUCACGCGCCAGAUGGUCGAUAUCAUUACUACACAGCUUUUAACAAGAUUGUCUUUUUAGGAUUUUUAGCUAGACGACACUAGAUGAGGUUCCUUAAACAUUUCUUUAAGUGGGGCCUGCAUGUGCUUCUGGUUUGAGGUUAUUUGGGGUCUCGAAAUUGAAAGGUAUUGCGUGACCAAUUUCAAGCAAUUAUGACCCAAUUCUUGGCAAUUCAUUUUUAGAUUUAUGUGUUUGCUUUAGAUUGAGCUAUUUUCAGGUUAAAAAUCCGUUAAAAAAUGGGCAAUUAUAUCAUUUUUUAGAUGUUCGAAAAUCCUAGGAGAAGCUGGCAAGUAAGAAAUUUUACAACAAAUGUUCCGAAAAUUCUAGAUCUCAAAUCGUCUUCCGAACAGAUAUUUUGCGAAAAUUGACGUUGGGUGCCCCUGAUUGGAUAAUUAACAGGUAUUAUCUAAUUUUACUUUACUGCAGUCAGCCCGUUGCCAAUAAAGGUGUCAGCAACAAUCCGGGUAAGAAAGCGAAGAAACGUUUUGAACGACACUUCAACUGGCAUCACCAUACAAGAAGUGAGAAAAGAAAUCAGCAAGCAGUUUGAACAACUUAUGCCCACCAAAUACUGUAAGUCAAGUGAGAAGGUCUGUCCUGCAGGUCCCCCCGGUCUUCCUGGUCCCACUGGGGUAAGGGGACCACGUGGCAGGAGAGGCCCAAAAGGAAAGAAAGGCCCUCAAGGUCCCAUGGGACCUCCUGGAAAAUCCGGAAAAACAGGAAUAACUGGUCCUGCAGGACCGAGAGGAGAAAAGGGAGAUAAAGGAGAGCCUGGGCCAAAAGGCAUUCCGGGACCACCUGGAAGGCCUGGAAAAUCGAUAUCUGCUCCACAAGUGAUGUUGUCGCCUGCAGAGCAGACACGAGAUGAGGGAGGAAAUACGGCAUUUUAUUGCACAGUUGUAGGAAACCCUUCCCCAAUCGUGGAAUGGCAAUUUAAGGGCACAAAGCUUCUGUCAGGCGCAAAGUAUCUGAUUAAAGAAGGAGAGUUGAUCGUUAGAAAUCUGAAUUACAGCGAUGCUGGACCUUACACAUGUGCUGCCAGGAACAUUCUUGGAUCGUCUGAGGCCACUGUCAACUUGACUGUUCGAGGUAAGAGGAGCAUUUAACUUAGAGUUUUGUUAUAUCUGGCUGCUUGAUUUUGUAGGCUUCUUUGUGCUCAGAGAAUGCGAGAAUACCAGGUUUGAAUAUAAAAAUGGCACCGUUAAUUUUUUAAUCAUAUACUUUUAUCUCUUCUUUCAUUUUUUUCUUAUUUCUUAAGCAGUGUAUAACGCCAAACUUUAAAUUUACUCACUCAUACAACAACAACAACAUAAGCUUUAUUUGCAUGACUAUAAUUACUUAGUUACAGUAUUGCAAAAGCUUUAACAUAAAGUUACAAUUUAUUACAAUGAUAAUGCAAUGUAAUGAUUACUACAGUCAAUCAAGUGUCAUCACCAUGAUUUGAUAAUAAAUUAGUGCGUAAAUCAUUACAUAAUGAGACAAAUGAUCAAGGACUUUAGAUUUUGCUCAUUAACAUUAGGCAAGUAGUCACGAGAGUAGUUCAACGUUUAAUCUGAACCAUACAAACAUAAAGGCAAUAAAUAAUAUUAAAGACAUUAAAACAUGACAGGAAUAUUUGGACCUUACAUGAACGCGAUGGCACACAACACCAUCCUUCUCCUCCUCUCCUUUUAGCUUAGACCACCCGGAGAAGUUACUUAGGUUAAUUUUUGCUGGAUAUGUGCUGCUGGUCUCUCAGAACUCUUACUCCAUUAUAUUCUAUGCAUGCUGGUCGAUCAUGUAUCGGCUCUAUUUCAGGUCUUCCAAUCUUCGCAAAAGUUCCACCUUCACUUGCCACACCAGUUCAAGGCACCACGUUUCAAGUAACAUGUCAAGCUGACGGAUAUCCUCUCCCCGCGGUAACCUGGACUAGAGCAGCAAUGCCUUUACCUGCUGGAAAGACUACUAUAAACCAAGGCACACUUACGAUUAGCAACUUGAGUCCUGCUGACAACGGUUUUUACGACUGCGUAGCUACUAACAUUGUGGGGAAAAAGAUGAAAAGACUCAACCUAGCAGUUCAAGUGCAUCGUUCAGGUUUGUAUUGAAGGCACCGUCUCACCCUGUAUAUACCUGAUUCAAUAAAAGGUUGCUUUGGUAAUUGGGCACUGGGCAUUUGGGCGUACGGAACUCACUGCAAUGAAUUGCUUGAGUGUCCACCAAACAAUAGCUUCCCAGUGCGCAAUUAUACAAUGCUCAAAGCAAGAAUCAGGUAACCUUAGAUUAAACGUUUAUUUUAGUAGUGCAAAUCUUCUUAUCCAGCUUGCGAUCUUGGUUAAACACCAGAUAAGAGUGUUUAUUAGGAAGGACAGUUUUUCGAAAGUCUAACUUUGCCACUGCGAGAACUAUAUGGCUAUACCGAAAUAUAUCGCAGGGUGAUCUAUUUGAAUACUGCUUUUCUUUAAAUUUUUGUUUUUGUUGUUUGUUUGUUUGUUUGUUUACUUUUCAGGCAUUCCAAAACCAUCUAAUCACUGCUAAAGCCAGAAGAGAGCUACUAUCAUUGCGACUGUAUGUUGCGCUUACAGAAAUUUCCAACUUAAGACAAUUAUGCGUGUUUACUAUUAAGAGUUUCAAUGAUCUUAAAUGCUUAAUCUUCCUUAGUAGCGCGCAAAUCACGUACAAGCAUGCGUAAAUGCUUUCUUUAGUCACUUGCAAUGCUACACUUUUUCUCAAUAAAUGCAGUUGUUUUAACAUUUUAAAAACUUUUUACCUUGUCAUUUUAUGGACUUUGACUUUUAAUACGUAGAUUUUGAAAGCUCAGUCAUUGUGGGAAACUACAGAAAUCACUUGACGUUGUUAAGAAACUGGCUAGCACCUGUGGCAAAAAGCGUGAAUUCUCUCUGGAAGCGCUGUUGGCAUGCAUCCGUGGACGGCUGGGCUGCAAGUACAUUUCACUCACGAUGUGACAGCAAGGGCCCGACUGUGACAAUAAUAAGGGUCGGGAGAUAUAUUUUCGGAGGAUACACAAGUAUUUCAUGGGGUAAGUGAGCAUUGUAAGCCAUGGCGGUGACAUUUAUACCUUUGGCGUAAUCAGUUGGCAUUGAUAUUUUCAGCUAAAAGUGCAGCUUGGUACCAAGCAAUAUGAAAUCAUGUAACGCUACCUUCCAUACAUGUUAAGCAGUGGCGAACAAAGGUUCUAGGUUAAUGGAUCUAGAGGGGGGCCCAUAUCCCCUCGUUCUUCCUGGGCCGAGGACCACCCCUCCUACACUCACAUGGUGUGAAUGAGCGCCACCCCCCACCCCUCUUCUCAAGUUCUGAUUCUACAGAUGAUAAGUGAUGCAUUUCUAGCCUGUCAAAACGUGCCUAAAUUCCAGGCUAACACUAUUAUAAUAAUAAUUCUAGGUUAUAAAGUAUCGAUAUUGUUCUGACUUUCUUGUCACCCUGCUACCUUCCAUCCUUCAAUUCCCAUAUUGCAAAAGAAGCGACUAACGUACUUCAUCGCAAGUUUUUGGUGAAAUUCGCAAAUUUUGGCAAAGAAAAAACAUCAAACUUUCGUAAUUUUGCCUGAGUGAAAUGUCGCGAAGGGGAUUCUUCUCUUCGGAUUCCAACGAUUUUAGUAGACUGAAAUGGGUGACAGAAAUACAUAAUUUUUUAUACCUUUUCAAGGAUAAAGGCUCCUAAAACUCUUUAUUUUCUGUUUCCUUUACUGUCUUCUUAAUACAGUACCCUUAAAAUCGAACGAAGUAUUAAUUUACCAAUAAAAUGUAUUGCGACAUGCACCAGUUCAUGUAAAAAAGAAGCUUCUAGCUUCGGCAAGUGGUAAAAAGGACAAAAACAGAUAAAUUUGGAGAUUUGCUCCAUAAAGUUAUAAAAGAACAUAUCUUAUUAAUUACUAAUUUUUUUCCCCGAUCUAUUGCUUGUAAUUGCAAAUCUUUUAAAAUUGACAUCUCCCCAGGCCGACACCUUAGCUUCGGUGAGCUUGCAGCCACAAAAAACUCUCUCCUGAGCGGACGAACCACGCUUGCCAUGAGUAUAGCUGUAUCUUUUGCCAAAAUACCUGCACGUAAAUAAUAAUGCAAUAAAAUAAUACUCAUACUAAUAAUAAUGAUGAUAAUGAUGAUGAUAAUAAUAAUAAUAAUAAUAAUAAUAAUAAUAAUAAAUAUAUAAUGAUAAUAAUAAUAUUGAUAAUGAUAAUAAUAAAAAAGACAUACUAGAAACCAGGAGCCCAUUGAUAGGCUCCUGUAGAAACUGAUUCGUUUUUGAUAAAUGACGAACGUUACUGAGAAACUCGAUCGAAUUUGUUUCAUUAGAAAAAGGUAUUUACUGUUUUUAAUUAAUAAUAAUCAUCAUCAUCGUCAUCUUUAUAACAGGCACAAGGACAAUGUCGCUAACUUAUCUUACAAAAGUUUUGUUUCAUUUCUUUUAGCUUCUGGUUCUGGCCGGUGUCAAUACGACUCAAAAGCCUUCUUAUUUUCGCUGGUAAACAAACCAGGAUGGGCGCCUGUCAAAUUGUCUCAGUCAGGGCAAUAUAGUUCUAGCAGAGUAGAUUCCAUGUGCUUUAGCUCAACCAUCGGGCCUACAUUCGGAAGAGGAAAUGACAUUAACAUCAAAAACUACGCGUCAUCUAAUAGCAAUUCUUACAGCAACCUUGGCUAUACUUACAGCCCACCGAGCGGGUACAGCUACGGCAGCACCUUCGCACGAACAUUCCUGGCAGGAACUUACAAGUUCACACCAGACGAAGUUGAAACCUUUUACGAAACAACCUAA
Molecule: messenger RNA, 5404 nt
Organism: Porites evermanni
Lineage: Eukaryota; Metazoa; Cnidaria; Anthozoa; Scleractinia; Poritidae
Source: the annotation of a GenBank genome assembly